CAGACGUGUUAAGCAUUCAUUUUUUUACUUUUUAGACGGAUAAGUGGGUCAGACAAUUUCUUAACGUAAAAUUGGUAAGUACUAACUAAGAAAUCACCAUUUUGCAAUAUCUCUUUACAUCAAUUACUUUAUAAAUUACUUUAAAAGUAAAAAAUUUAAAAAAAAAAUUAUUUCCAUUUUUAUAAAUAAACUUUAUCAUAAUAAAUUACAUAUUGAUAUCAAACGUGUUUACAUUCAUCUUGUUGUUCAAUUCAAAUUGAUCAUUAUUCAAAUUUUUACUAUUUUUGAACUACAAAUAGAAGAGCGUACUUAUUUCGAAUUUUCUAAAUUUAAAAGAUAAGAUUAUAUUUUUUUGAUGCAUCACCAUUCUGGAAAUCUGACAUAGAGCUGAAUCUUACCUCGCCACAUUGACGAGUUGUUUUAUGUGUUAAAAAAUGACCUGAUCAUGCCACACACAAAAAAAAAACUCAGAUUUACUAAGCACAAAUGAUACUAGACACCCUACCAUUGGCAACAAAAACAAAUUAUUCAGGAACAUGCAAGGUUGUCAGGAUUAACUACUGAGCUCCACAAGGAACUAAUCAAUGCUUUUCUUUCUUUUUUUAUAUAAUACUCCAUAAAUUUGUAUAUGUUUAAAGUUUAGAAAGUAAUGAAUUACCAGCGAAUGAUCUAGAUUCUUACAUAAAUUGUAUGUCGCAUAAAAAGAUCACAGUAGUAAACAGACCAUACCGAUUUCAUUACAUCCGAUUUGAUACGACACCUUUAAAUUAAAUAAAAUGAAUCAAGUUGAUCUUUUUAGUAGAAAUGUACGUUUAUAAAUCCUUUACACAUUUUAUAUUAUGGAUUAAACUUUACCUAAUAUUUCUUAUAAUAUUUUAGUUUAAUAAAAGGUAAAAUCACCAAUUUAGGGACAUAAAAUUUACAUAAUGUAUAAAAAAAAAUUGUAAUUUCUUUUUAAAUAAAUAUUUAAUUUAGCAGUGGAAUUUUAUUUUAUUUUUUAUUUACCAUCUUUGAAUUCAUUUUCGGGAAGAUUUAACUGAUAAUUAUUGCUUUACUGAAACACAUUUUUUAAAAAAUAAAGUUAAAAGAGUUUUCCUGUUGUCAGAUUGCAUUGCCUUUAAAUCAAGAACGACAAUGCAGAGCAUCGAGGUGAUGCCGCUUUUAAAUACAGCAUGCACCAAAAAUCACAGUAUUGAAAACCCGAAUCUUGCAGUGUUUAGUGCGCUGGUCAACGGUGCUCAGCUCCAGCCGUUCCGUGUUCCUAGAAGUGGAAACUAAUUAUAUGCGUUGCAAUAGUUGUUGUAAAAUGGGUCCUCAACUGAGAAAAGAAAUCAUAGUUGACGAUCAUUAUAGCUCAUAAGUAAGUAAUUAACGGAUUGUGAAAGGGGGGUCGCAUUUAAAUAAAUGUGGGAGAACAGUGUCAGGGGCGUACUUAAUAAGACGUCAUUAAGUCACACUGUCUAUUAGUACGACAUUUUAAUGGUCUUAAGUUUUUUUUUGUGUCAAUCAACCUUUGAGGAAAUCUGAUCAACCAGUUAGCUUUUUUUUUGAUAGUGGGCAUUACGCCAGUGAUCUCCAGAACGUGCUGCGUAUGCCUCUUUGGUGUUCAUAAGCACCUCUUUGAAACAGGAUCUCAACGACAUUUACCUGCCAAAGAGAUAAGAAUUUUUUUCAAAUCUAUUGUCCCAUGGCAGCUGGACUUGCGCACCGUUGACAAAUAGAAUUACGCUUUCACGAUGCGAACUUUGCAGUAUUGCUAGUUUUGGGGUAUUUGGUCGAUGGCAGUUAUUUCAUUUCAUUAAUUAUGUUAGGAUAAUAAUGUUUACUUUUAGAUAAAUUGCACUGAAUAAAUGUUACAAAAAAUAUACAAAAUUGUGUGUUAUUUUUAAAAAAAACCACAUUAAUUCCUCCUUUAAAACUAAGAAAAUAUUUAUUUUACCACUAACAUAAACAAAUAUUUGAAAGCCUACAUGACACUAUUUUUAAUGCAUUGACUAUCAGCUCUGACAAUUCAUAAUAUUUAAUUUACAUUAAUUUUGUAUAGUAUACGAUAUGUGCCAUAUUCAAAAGUAGGUAUAGUCCCAAUUCUUAAAAAAAAAAUUAAAAAAACAGAUACUUAAAAUUAUAAUUUGUUCGAGUCAUAAAAACAAGGUAUAAUUCAGAUUUUUUUUCCCCCACAACUAGCUCUAUAUCAGAUUUUUAGACCCAGGCUAGGUCCUGAUUCUUUCAAUAACUGAUAUUGCAAAUUAAAAUAUAUGAUAUUUUUUGUCAUUUAUUUUUAUAGGAAUUUUAUAAUAUAUAUUCGUUACAGCUACAAUACAUUCAAGGUCAGGUGUCUAAAAUCUCAUACGGCCUGUUGCUGUAUGAUACUCGCAAGUUUUCAGGUCAGCAUGUUCAGCGCAUCUCUGUUUGACAUCAUCGUAUUUCGUCAGUUGUUUCGGUCUACCACGAUUCGAGUAAAUUAUACGAUUUACCCAACGAAAUUUUUAUUUACUGCACGCUGGCCGAGACAACCGUUAGCAUUGGAUGAUACUUUUACGCCAUGGCCAGCGCAUUGGUCGAGAAUGGUUUGGAGAUGGACUUCCUUGAAAAUUCUCUUGCUAUUAACAACCAACAUUCAACGUUCGGAUACAGUAGGCCUACGGCAGUCAAGAAUGGGGCAAGGGCAAAAAUAAAAUUACCACUCAGAAGUUCACAUACGUCUUUAUCUUCUGCUCUCAUUGAGAAUAUCCACGCUCCUGGAAAUGAGGAUGCAUUAAUUAAAAUUAUGGCAGAACUCCCUUUAACUGCAACACGAGAGAUCUACGCCAAGUACAUGUCAGCUAUUUCUUCCGUGAGUCAAUUCGAAUCGCUCCCACUUAAUUUUGUUAUCUUUUGUGCCAAUGACAUGGAAACCAACGGAGAGAUAAUUAAAUGCGAGCCCCUGCUAAGCAAAUGUGAAAAUCUACGGCAAUGUUUACCUUUGAAGUUCAUAGAUAGACUAAAAGAAAAGCUUAACGACCUCAGUUUACAGGAUCGGGAAGCAUUGACCACUUCAGGACUAUCACCAGGAGGUCACAAUUUCAGAAACAUAUCUGCAGUAGUUGCGUCAACUAAUGAAAUCGGUUCUUAUAUCCGGUCAGAUUUUGAAUUUCUAAGCAAUGAUGCUGUUGACGGACUUUCGAGCAGCACAGAAAGAUCUAAUGUGUUACGUGAAAAUAGCACUAGUCCACGCUCAAUAGAAGCGUCAUUGGGAUCUUAUAAUUUUGCAAAUGCUUUAGCUUACGGCCCAGAAAUGCUCGAAGAAAAUGAAAAUCGCAGAACGGAUUCCCAAACAGAGACAUUAUUUGGCCAGAAACACACCCUGGUUGGAGAAAGUAAUAACAUCGAGUCAAGAGAGCGGAAAGCUAACUCGAGCAUCAUGGAGGCAUUAUUAGCUGUUACGAAUGAGAACAAGUUGCUGGAGGACUGCAAGCUCUGCGUUAAGUGUCGCGACAAGCCAAGGGGUAUCACCUUUCUCCCGUGCGGUCAUUUCACCAUGUGCAGGGAGUGUGCCGGCCCGACUUAUAUCUGUAGCACGUGUAAUAAAAGUGUACUGGCCACUGUUGAUACCUUCCUAAGUUAGUUAAUUAAUGCCCUGUGCCUUGUGAAAUGCGAUAGUCAUGCUUAUAAAAAUUGUUUUUAAAAAAUAACUAAUACUUAAACAAAUUAUCUUAAUUUUAUCAAAGUUUUUAAGUUACUAAAGAUUUAUUUAAACUCUUUAUUGUUGAAACUUUAUCUUAUAGAUUCCAAGAUCAUUCACAGUUUUGUUUUGAACUUUAAAAAAAUGUAUUUUUGUUAAUCAUAUAUUUAAAAAAACACUUAGCAUGCAGUAUCGUUUUUUGUAUAUGUAUAAAUAACAAUGAAACAAUUUGUGUCUGUUCACAUAGAAACACAGAAGAUUGAAAAAGGGCGUAUAUUUUAUAUUCAUUUUAAAUUUCGCAUUAUUAAAAACUCAAGAAAAUAAGUUUGUUCCAAUUUAUUUCAUUUGUGCCAUGCAUACUUCAAUGAAAGAAACAUGCCUUAAAUAUAUUUUUUUUUUAAAUGAUUCAUUACACUUUUUCAUUAACCACGUACACAACUUUUUUUUUAAAAAUAAUAAAACAGAAUAAUUUGUUUUUUGUUUGAUGUACAUUUCAUGUGUAGACAUUUUCAGACAUUUUAUUACAAUGGACAGCAACUGACAUCAUCCACAUAACAUACUAAAAGUGUAAUCAAUAUUUGACAUAAAACAUACAAAACUAAAGUGUAUGCACCACGUUCAGUGUAAAAGCUUUGGUUUGUGGCAUACGUUGCGGGUGGAUUAUUAUUGUAUAUUAUAUUAUACAUAUACACGCAUGUGAUCUUUUGCCGAGUCGAUUUUGUUUUCGUCUGCUACGUAUACAAUUACAACGCGUCUUAUCGUGACAUAUUAUAAUCGCUUAGCUAAUAGUUUAACCACGACACACAUUUUUGUUAUUUAUUUAAAUCCCAUAGUAGUACAAAUCUGAAUGGCGUGAGCACUUGCCAUUGAAAUGUGUUUAAGCUGGAGAGGGUGUCAACAAUGAUAUAAUAUAGCGACGGUACUUUUAUUGCGCGGGAUCGGGAAUGAUACAAUCACGUGGUUUUCAAACUUUUAGCUUUUCUGAAAAGAUGAACAUUAUCAAAAAUGAUUAUAAUUAUUAUUA
Lymnaea stagnalis (great pond snail) is the source of this 4685-nucleotide messenger RNA. The record is from the annotation of a GenBank genome assembly. Lineage: Eukaryota; Metazoa; Mollusca; Gastropoda; Lymnaeidae.